AUGAAAUUAUCGAAAAAUAAAGUAAAGAUAUUGAAAAAAUUGAAACAGGUGAAGAUAGUCGAAAGUUAAAAUCUUUAAAUAAUCCUAAAUAAGAUAAACCUAAAAUUCAUUUUAAAAUAUAACAUAUAAAUUUGUUUGCUUCCUUUUCUUAGCUUAUUUUUCUAUUUAAAUACAAAAGUGUUUCAGUCACAAUAACAAAGAAAGGUAUAAUUAUUGAAAAAAACUAUUAAAACAACUCCUAAAAAAUUAAAAUAAUCUCAAAGUUAAUUUGUUAUCGAAAUAGUUUAAAAUUAAUUAGGUUAAUUAAUUUUUUAUCAAUGGAUUUAAGUAUUUUGA
Paramecium sonneborni is the source of this 336-nucleotide messenger RNA. NCBI's taxonomy places the organism in Eukaryota, Ciliophora, Oligohymenophorea, Peniculida, Parameciidae. The record is from the annotation of a GenBank genome assembly.